Molecule: messenger RNA, 1658 nt
Organism: Dalotia coriaria
Lineage: Eukaryota; Metazoa; Arthropoda; Insecta; Coleoptera; Staphylinidae
Exons: 5
Coding region: 205-1368 (387 amino acids)
Cellular component (GO): membrane
Molecular function (GO): phosphatidylinositol bisphosphate binding
Source: RefSeq, a predicted model, not a curated record
CGUACCCUCCUGCUUGUAUUUGGCACAUUUACACACACAAAAACACCGAAAACGUUUCCACAAAUUGCACGCAUGUAAAAAACGUUUAUAUGUUGUGUUUUGUUUUUACAUUUUUCUUGUUCUCGAUGUCCUUCAUUACCUCAAAUUCCUGUUUCUGCACUUUGCGUUCUUCUGUUGAUAAAAACACUUGGAGAUCAGUACGAAAUGGAGCUUCAACUUGUUCAACAGUUGGUGCCUUUACCAGACGAACAAAUUCGACAAAAAGUUGUGAAUAAUUUUAAUGCAAGUGAUUAUGAGAGGAAUUAUAAGUUGUUAAAGUUGUGGUUUGAAGAGGAAGUACAAGGUGUUUGUGAUGACAAUUAUCAGAAUCAAAUUCAUGUCAUCUUAAGAGGAGCUAAAAAUGAUUAUUCUCGUGCUAAGAAACGUCUGAAGAACUUUUUUUUGAACAAAGAACCUGGAAAAUUUCCGGAAUGGUAUCAAUUUUAUGAUUUGACCGGAAAAUUUCAACAAUAUAAACAUUUUUAUUGUCUUUGUCAACCUGGAAUAACCCCUGAAGGUCACAGAAUUUCAUGUUUGGGUUUCUCCACACCGGAAAUCGAACAUUUUGAUGUUGAUAUCUUGUUUAAAGCGCUUUUUAUGACUGAUCAUUUAGGGGCUUGUUUGGGACAUCCUUAUUUCAUUGGUAUAAUAACAAUAAUUGAUUGUAAAUAUGCAACGACAAAACAUGCAUUGAAGAUACUUUCUUGGACAUUUAGGAAGUACGCGAAGUUCCAAAGCGAAAUUAUGCCGUAUAGACUGGUUAAAUUGUACAUGAUUAAUGUGUCGAAGUAUAUUGAGAGGUUUGUUACCAUUGGAAAGGCUUUUGUUAGUGAAAAACUACGAUCCAGGUUUUGUAUCGAGCAAUCCGACAAAGAAAUGCGUCAACAAAUACCAAAAGAACUCCUCCCGUCCGACUAUGGUGGCCUGGGCGAAUCCAUAUCUUCACAAUGCGAACGCUGGUUCGAAUUAUUGCGCGUUUUGCGACCUUGGUACGAGGCCGAACGUUUGGUGCGUCUGCGACCUCAAAACGCAAGUACAACGAGUACAACGAGUGCAACAGGUGCAACUACCUGCAAUGCUAUAGAUAAACCGCUUGUCAAGACCGACUACCAUCAAGAGCAUGUUCCGCAUUACGAUCUGCACGAUAAUCAGCAAGAAAACGGCGAAGAACAACUUUUAAUUGAGAAAAACAUCAAAAAAACGUUUAAAAAUAUAAAAUCAGGGUUAAAAUCAAAUAAAACAAGGAAAAAUGAUUACGAAGUAAAUGAUGAUGAUAAGGAUGAUUGUACAAUGUUGAAAUUUCGGUUCGGACAGCUCGAAAUUGAUUGAUUUUGUUUAAAAUAAAUUUAAAAGCAUUAGUUUAUUAAAAUUACAAUAGAUGGCAGCACGCUGACUGAAUCUAAAUAUUUUGUUUUGUUUAUUUUUAUAAAAUUUGCAAUAACUCGCGUAAAACUUGUUCAAAUUUAACAAACUAUACAUCAAAUUAAAGACAAUUAAAUUUUACAUCAAUAUAUUAUUACUUUAUACGUUAAUCAUUAGAUUUUCAUUAAAUAAAUUAAGUUUUAAAUAAAUAAACAUAUUUUACUUUGUUUUUCUUAAUAAAUCUCAAUAAAAAUCGA